Messenger RNA from Danio aesculapii, 484 nucleotides. It is a transcript of the gene rps15a, whose product is annotated as ribosomal protein S15a. NCBI's taxonomy places the organism in Eukaryota, Metazoa, Chordata, Actinopteri, Cypriniformes, Danionidae. The transcript is spliced from 5 exons. Gene Ontology annotation, molecular function: structural constituent of ribosome. The coding region runs from base 54 to 446 and encodes 130 amino acids. Gene Ontology annotation, cellular component: ribosome; cytosolic small ribosomal subunit. Gene Ontology annotation, biological process: translation. The record is from RefSeq and is a predicted model, not a curated record.
GCACCGCGCGCCCCUCUUCCUUCCUCUUUCCGCCAUAUUGCAGAACUGGCAUCAUGGUGCGCAUGAACGUUCUCGCUGAUGCGCUGAAAAGCAUCAAUAAUGCUGAGAAACGUGGAAAACGCCAGGUUCUCCUCAGGCCCUGCUCUAAAGUCAUAGUACGCUUUCUGACUGUGAUGAUGAAGCAUGGUUACAUUGGUGAAUUUGAGAUCAUUGAUGAUCACAGAGCCGGGAAAAUUGUAGUCAAUCUCACAGGGAGGCUGAACAAGUGUGGCGUCAUCAGCCCACGGUUUGAUGUGCAGUUGAAGGAUCUGGAGAAGUGGCAGAACAACCUUCUCCCGUCCAGACAGUUCGGAUUCAUCGUUUUGACAACCUCAGCUGGCAUCAUGGACCACGAAGAGGCCAGACGAAAACACACAGGAGGAAAAAUCCUUGGGUUCUUUUUCUAAACAUGUAAAGUCGCCAACAAAUAAACAGUGGAAGUAAA